CCAUGAGUCAACAGCAGGUGGCAGCACCGCUUCCUGCAGCUACCGGAAGUGCAGAAGAAGAAGUGUUUCCGGGUGCAGGUGGAUGUUUUGGAUACGAUCAAUAAGGUCGAUCAUCAUUUCUCUUUGAGUGGGUCGGCUCGGUUCGGUUCGGUUCCUUCGUCUCUCUGAUGGCUUCCAGGCGGCCCGACAGCUUCGAUGGGUUCGGUUACCGCGGCCGUGACGACCCGCUGAGCGGCUCCGGAUACCCGGUCCGUCCCGGAGCCCCCUGCGACCCGCAGCAGCACCACUGGGUCACCACCCCGCCGGACAUCCCGGGCAGCCGGAACCUGCACCCCGGAGACCGGACACCGCUGUACGACGAGCCGCUGUCCGAGCAGGGAGGCUCCGGGCCCGGCUGGGAGGCUCCAGAGCGGCCCGUGGUCCCGCCCGGAGAGCAGCUGAACCGGUUCGCUGGCUUUGGGAUCGGACUGGUCAG
This is a messenger RNA of Austrofundulus limnaeus, 475 nucleotides long. RefSeq names its product solute carrier family 25 member 46. Gene Ontology annotation, cellular component: mitochondrial outer membrane. Lineage: Eukaryota; Metazoa; Chordata; Actinopteri; Cyprinodontiformes; Rivulidae. The record is from RefSeq and is a predicted model, not a curated record. Gene Ontology annotation, biological process: mitochondrial fission; mitochondrial membrane fission.